GGUUUUAUCCUUCUAGGCCAGCUGCAAAUGCAAUCUCAACAACAAUCCAGAAAUUUUAUAGCGGUGCCUUCGCGACGUGGGGUGAAGUUCCAUGUCAUACGUAACAGGCAAUCCUUAACGAGUUUAUGAAAAAGUGUACAUGGAACCCUGUCGAGGAUAAUGUUAUUAGAAGCAAUUUUACAAAGAAGGCGAGUUCUCGGUUGUCAAAUAUUUUUUCUGAAGCUCGAAAUAAAGGUCAAAAGCCUGGCUGGCUUGGGACAGAUUACUGGGAGGAUCUCAAUAAAUACUGGGCUACGCCGGAGUUUCAAAAGAAGAGCGCCCAGACAAAGGUAGCUCGAAAUUCUAAGAAGGGUGGCUCAUUGCACACUUGUGGUUCAGUGUCCAUGGGGACUGCUCGGAGGAAAUUGAAAGUUUCUCUUGGUAGACCACCCACUCGACAUGAGCUAUGGAAUAAGACCCAUAUGAAAAUCGAAGAUGGAAAAGAAGUUUGGGUUGAGCCACGGGCAGAGGAUACCUAUAAUCGGUAUAAUCAAGCGAUGGAGGAUCUCAUUACGAAUCAGUCGACUAAUGAUCAAGGCAAUCCAAUCACGCCAUCAGAGGAACAAACUCUCUAUUGUUGGUUAGACGUGGUUGGUGGUGUAAAUAAGGGAAGAGCGUAUGGCCUUUGCUUCGAGAAGAACUUUCACCGGAUCCAGUGUGGAUUGCAAGGUAUAGGGAGUUCUGUCACUGUGUCAAAUGAGCAGCUCGAGGAGAUGCGAGACGAUCUUCGGGAACUUGCUAGGAAAUAUGAGGAGGAACAGAAUAAAAGGUUGAAGGAGGAGCAACGUAGGAUAGUGCUUGAGUCAGACGUCAAAGAACUCAAGGCCCAAGUGUGUAACCUCAUCAAGUUGCCCCGUUCUCCACCCCCGACCCACGAUCAUGAUGAUGGAGAGGAUGUAGAGGAUGAGGAGGAUCAGGAGCAUGGAGAUGAUGAGGAUCAGGAGAAUAGAGAGUAUGGAGAGACUGAAAUGGAGUAUUAGGGAUCUCUAUCACAUGUUUGCAACAAUUUUUUGAAUCAGUUGGACAAUCCCAUAUAGCUUAAAAGGAGCAGUUGAAAGUUGGAGCUUAUGGAAAGUGAACAAAACCAUCAACAUGAUCUGGUAAAUGAUACCUGCAUGUGUUUUUUGGUGUUUAUGGAUAGAGAAGGAACAACAGAUCUUUGAUGGGACUUCAACUCCUAAUUGUUCUCUAAAAUCAAAGUGUUUAGUUAACCUUUUUAGUUGGAGAAAUCUAUCCCCUGUGAAUGAUGUUAUCCCCCUUUUAGAUUUCAUUGGCUCCCACUCAGUGGCUUAGUAGCCUUGAGUCUUUUGCUCAUGGUUUUAAACUCCCAGCUCUUACUAGUUUUCUUUUGCAGUGUCUGGAGUUUUUAGCCUUUUCUUUGUAAUGUUUGCAUCUGCUUGAUGCUUUUGAAUAUGAAUAUAACAACUUAGUUCACCAAAAAAAAAAAUUGUUAUUUUUGUUCCAACUUAUGUUACUUUGGCUUGUUUGAAGUCUAGUGGGAUGCUUGUGAUAUAUUUUUGCAUAACGUCGAAGUUGGU
Molecule: messenger RNA, 1577 nt
Organism: Lycium barbarum (goji berry)
Lineage: Eukaryota; Viridiplantae; Streptophyta; Magnoliopsida; Solanales; Solanaceae
Exons: 5
Coding region: 126-1019 (297 amino acids)
Source: RefSeq, a predicted model, not a curated record